This is a messenger RNA of Suricata suricatta (meerkat), 183 nucleotides long. Its product is annotated as ATP synthase subunit ATP5MPL, mitochondrial-like. The record is from RefSeq and is a predicted model, not a curated record. Gene Ontology annotation, cellular component: mitochondrion. The transcript has a single exon. Lineage: Eukaryota; Metazoa; Chordata; Mammalia; Carnivora; Herpestidae.
AUGCUUCAAAGCCUUAUAAAAAUGCUAAAAUCCCCAACGAAGCCCUACUGUACCUAAGUUUAGCAAGAGAUUUGGGUAGGAAUGGGGUUAAUGGGCUUCAUCAUUUGUAAAAUCAGGAGUGCUAAUAAAAGAAGUAAAGCUUUGAAAGCUUCAAGUCCUGCACCUGCUUAUGGUCCUCAUUAA